Messenger RNA from Prorocentrum cordatum, 1578 nucleotides. NCBI's taxonomy places the organism in Eukaryota, Dinophyceae, Prorocentrales, Prorocentraceae. The record is from the annotation of a GenBank genome assembly.
AUGCAGAGCACCUGCCACGCCCGCGCCGCCCUCACAUGGAGACCGGCGGUCUUCCACGCGGCCACGCUCAGCUCCAGAGCGACCAGCACAGCUUCGCUCGGCGGGUACACGCUCGCCUUGCUCGCGGCCCAGCGCUCGAACCGCUCCCAGUCGAGCACGUCGACAAGAACAGACGCCGCUGCCCCAGCCCUGUCCACGAUGGCCGCGAGCCGGGCGGGCCGGCGGGUCCACCGCGACCUCAAGCCGCAGAACCUCCUCGUCCACCCGGUGCACGGCCUCAAGAUCUGUGACUUCGGCCUCGCGCGCGCCGUGUCGACGCCCAGCAGGGCAUACACCCCAGAGGUCAUCACCCUGUGGUACCGCUGCCUGGAGCUGCUCCUCGGGCGCCACACCUACGGGGCUGAGGUGGACAUUUGGUCCGCCGGGUGCAUCGUCGCCGAGAUGGCCGCCGGGCACGCGAUCUUCCCCGGGGACUGCGAGAUCGGCACCUGCUUCAAGAUCAUGCAGCUGUUGGGCUCUCCCACGGAGGCGACCUGGCCCGGCUUCGAGCAGAUGCUCCCGCACUGGAGCAAGAGCUUCCCGACGUGGCCGGCGUCCGACAUGAGGGUGAUCAGGGAUGCGCGCCCAGAAUUCGGCGAGGCUGGGAUCGACCUCCUCCGCAGCCUGCUGUCCCUGAACCCGGCCUCGCGCCCCACCGCCCGCCGGGCACGGGCCCACGCCCUCUUCUCCCAGCCCGGCCCCGCCGCGUAGCGCCGGGGUGGCGGGGGAAGACAGCGGGACGGCUCCCGCGGCGGCAGGGGGAGAGGGGAGAAUCGGGAAUGCCUCUCCCGUAGCUGCAGCUGCAGUUCCGCCUGACGGUCCGUCGAAGCGAAGCCUCCACAGGGAGGCCUUCGGCUCCACAGGGAGGCCUUCGGCGCAUCUCCUGGGAGGGUCGAGCCCAGCACCGGGCGCCCGGUGCCUGCACACUGGCCCCAUCCCUCGGCUCAGUGCGGUUUGCGUGCUGGGGAGAUGUAGUAUUCAACCGCUCCUCUGCAAGGACCUCCCAGGAGGUGCCCCCCCUCAGGUUUAAUGCGGCGGUCGGGGGCUGCUGGCCUGCUGCAGUUGGCAGCCGCGCCCGGCUCCGGGCGCUCGCCGCGCCUGCGUGGGAAGCGUCGAGCUUCGAGCUUCGAUACCGGAGGGGGACAUCGUCGUCGUCGUCGGGAGCCUUGAGACGGGGGGUCACCCCCUCUUGGUGGAUCCCGACACUACCUUUCCCGGUCUGAGCUCCGCGGGACGCGAGCCGUCUGGGGUUUGCGACCUGGCCAGCUUGCGCUUGCACUCCCACCACCUCUUCCUCCUCACUCCCCCCCCCGUACGUUUGCAGUGCAUUGCGACGCCAGCAAGAACCCUGGCAGUGCAAGCGCUGCUCUGAAAAUGAUGCCCGCCAUCUUGGCGUCGCCACCGUGUCUCGUAUUUGCAUGGCACGACGUUGUGCGUUGUGCUCGUGUAGCCCCUUUCGCGUGCACGCCGAAGUCCGUGCGCAGUUCCCCGUCGCGCAGAGGCAUGUGCUCGAGCCCCUGCCCCUCCUCUCCGUCCGUC